This is a messenger RNA of Durio zibethinus, 2627 nucleotides long. RefSeq names its product NAC domain-containing protein 17-like. Gene Ontology annotation, molecular function: DNA binding. NCBI's taxonomy places the organism in Eukaryota, Viridiplantae, Streptophyta, Magnoliopsida, Malvales, Malvaceae. Gene Ontology annotation, biological process: regulation of DNA-templated transcription. The record is from RefSeq and is a predicted model, not a curated record.
AGAAAAAUAGAGGAGGUUAUGAGAUCCGCAGGACUGAGAUUUGGACCCACCGGUUCGAACCACUCCGGUUUUUAAAAAUCCUCUUCUUUUCAUAAGAGUCCAUAGUCCACCGACACUACACCAUUUUACUUUUGCUGCAAAUUUUCUUUCCUCGACUCCAAUUCUAUCUUUCCAUCUUCUUAAAAAAAAAAAAAAAAGCCAAGAAAAAAAGCCAGAAUCUCCUCUUAGGUUUUGUGCCUAAGAUCAGCUUCCAAUUCUAUAUCAUGUGAUAAUUAAAUUCCUCGUUUUAAAGUUUGGUCUUUGUCAGUUUUUGGCUUUCCUGAUCGGAAAGUUUUCUGGGUUUCUGGUGUAUUUAGUUAAAAAAAAAAGAAAAAAGAAAAUUUUUUUAUUAUUAACAGAGAUGACAGUGACGACGACGGCUGCGACGAUUGAUUCAUGUUUUGGCGACGAUCAAGCGUGGCCACCGGGGUUUCGGUUUCACCCAUCUGAUGAAGAGCUGGUUCUUUAUUAUUUGAAGAGGAAGAUCUGUAAAAGGAAGCUCAAGCUUGAUAUCAUAAGGGAAACUGAUGUUUACAAAUGGAAUCCUGAGGAGUUACCUGCACAAUCAAUACUGAAAACUGGAGACAGACAGUGGUUCUUUUUCAGUCCAAGAGACAGGAAAUACCCCAAUGGAGCAAGGUCUAACAGGGCAACCAGACGUGGGUAUUGGAAGGCAACAGGAAAGGAUCGAAAUGUUACCUGUAAUUCUCGGUCAGUUGGAGUCAAGAAAACUUUAGUUUUCUACAGAGGGCGUGCACCUAAUGGUGAGCGAACUGAUUGGGUGAUGCAUGAGUAUACCCUUAAUGAAGAGGAACUCAAGAGAUGCCAGAAUGUAAAGGACUAUUACGCACUCUAUAAAGUGUACAAAAAAAGUGGGCCUGGCCCUAAAAAUGGUGAGCAGUAUGGGGCACCAUUUAAAGAAGAAGAAUGGGCUGAUGAGGAAUAUGCCAGUAACCCUGUUGAUACAAUCAACCCUGUGAAGCCACCUAAUGAGGCCAUUCCUGAUGAUAAUAUAAAAGCUAACGGACAAGUUCAGUUUCUAUUGAAUGAUUUGGAGGAGUUUACGAGACAAUUAGCUGAUGAGCCUGCAAUUCCAGAGCCACAAGCUCAUUUUGGCUAUGUAUUGCCUCAGGUUGCUGGUGAAGAAGAGUCGCAAAGUACUUUGCUGGACCCAUCUCCAAGAGAUGUUCUCUUUCCAGAUUCACUUGGUGCUCUCCACGACCAAGCGAGCUUUGAUUUCUCUCAGUCACCUAUUCCUCAAUUGCAGUUGCAUGAGGUACCUGAGGUCAUGUCUGUUGCUGGCUACUUUGAACAGGUAACUCAAAUAUGCGAGGAGGAUUUCCUGGAAAUUGAUGAUCUCAUCAGUCGUGAACCUCUGGCCUCCAAUAUUGAGAAAUCUGUGGAGAAUGGGCAGUUCAAUGAGUUGGAUGGAGUGAGUGAAUUAGAUCUGUACCAAGAUGCUGCCAUGUUUCUACAUGAGAUGGGGCCUAUUGAUCAAGGAACAGUUCCAUUCUCAUAUGAUAAUAUGACGGGUCAGGUAAGUUACCAGUUGGAAUUCCAAUCAAAUAUUAACCUGAUGGGUCAGCAAUCGCAACACCAAACAAAUAUGAAUCUGAUGGAUCAGCAGUUGCAGCCUCAAUUGAAUUUCGUUGGGGAUAAUCAACAGGCACAGUCUCAAUUGAACACCAUUGGUGAUAAUCAGCGGUUGCAGCCUCAAUUUAAUGCCUUUGAGGAUAAUAUGUUAAAUCAGGUGGGUUAUCAAUCUAAAUCCAGUUCAAAUAUAAUCUUGAUGGAUCAGCAGUUGAUACCCUAUUCAACUGUGGACCAGGUGGAUUGCCAACUGCAGUUCCAGUCUGAUGGAAAGGAGCUGGAUCAACAGCUCCAAAUGGAUGAGAUUAAUGGCUCACUGUGGACACAUGAUCAGAGCGAUGAUGUUUUCAUUCCGCAAGGAUCAAAUCUUGGGAACGCCUCUCUAACUUCAGGUUUGGUGUACAAUGGUAUUAAUCAAGACCAAGGUGACAAAAACAGUGGUGGUGCAAACGGGUUUUCUUCUGCUUUGUGGUCGUUCGUGGAGUCAAUACCUACAACUCCUGCUUCUGCUUCUGAGAGUCCUUUGGUAAAUCGGGCUUUCGAGCGAAUGUCUAGCUUCAGUAGGUUGAGAUUAAAUGCUAGAAAUACUGAUGCAGUUGCAGUUAAUGGUGCUGCAACUGCUAGGAGGAGAGGCGCGAAUAUGGGAUUCUUUUUCAUUUCUAUUUUAGGUGCUUUGUGUGCUAUCUUAUGGUUCUUGAUAGGAACCGUUAGGAUUCUAGGGAGAUCCAUCUCCUCGUGAAGAUAAAUGAAGUGGGAAGUUUUGUUAAUUAUGUUCUAUUGAGAGGUUGCUGAACUUAUUGCAUAGGAAUUCACAUUUUGAUUAGGAUUAAUGUUACAAAUAACCUUUAAACUAUAGUAGUGAACUGUUUAUGUGAUAUUUAAAUUUUAAAAAUUUUUAAUGUAAUAUAAAAUUAUAAAUUUGUUAAUUAAUACGGUAUUAAUAAUUACUAAUGUGAUUAGUUUUCAAUGAUUGGAUGUGGGAGAUAAAUAAUUUUUGA